GCUAUCGAUGUGUGAAAGGGCGUAUUCCAUUUUAGCCCCACAGCGGCAGUCGUGUUACGGGAGGAGCAAGCGGCGUGGUUCCGGUAAGAGAAGGGCAGAGAACAACAGUAGGCUGAAAUCUACACGCUGGGAGCUGGGAGACGGGGCCGCAUAAGCGAGGCAAUGGAGGAAGAGUUUCGGGAAAUCGAUGGAGCCGGGACGUGGAACGCCAUUUAUCAGGAAAUUCGUCUGCAAUCAAGCGAGCUGCCAUGCAAAGUUGCCAAACUUUCUGAAAAUAAAUCCAGGAAUCGGUACAGGGACGUGAGCCCAUUCGACCACAGCAGGAUCCAUCUUCAGCUGGGUACCAAUGACUACAUCAAUGCCAGUCUGAUUACUGUGGAAGAAGCUGAAAGAAGCUACAUCCUAACUCAGGGCCCUCUGCCAAACACCUGUGGCCACUUCUGGGAGAUGGUGUGGGAGCAGAGCAGCACUGGAGUGGUGAUGCUGAACCGCGUCAUUGAGAAAGGCUCGGUGAAAUGUGCCCAGUACUGGCCCUCGCCGGAGGAGAAGGAGGCCCUGUUCCAUGACACCAGCUUCAAGCUCACCUUCAUCUCCGAGGACGUCAAGCACUAUUACACUGUGAGGCAGCUAGAGCUAAGGAAUCUGCUGACUCAGGAGACCAGGAACAUCCUCCAUUUCCACUACACCACCUGGCCGGACUUCGGAGUACCGGAAUCCCCAGCCUCCUUCCUGAACUUCCUGCUGAAGGUUCGGGAAUCUGGCUGCCUGGACCCCGAAUGUGGGCCCGUGGUGGUCCACUGCAGUGCUGGCAUCGGCCGCUCUGGAACCUUCUGCCUCGUGGACACCUGCCUCCUGCUGAUGUCCAUGCGCGACAACCCAUCGUCUGUGCGCAUCCGCGAAGUGCUGCUGGAGAUGCGCAGGUACCGCAUGGGCCUCAUCCAGACCGCCGACCAGCUGCGUUUCUCCUACCUCGCCGUCAUCGAGGGCUCCCGCUGGAUCACGGACGGCACCUCUGUGCAGGAGUCGUGGAGGUCCCUGUCAAAUGAGGACGAUCCCCCAGCACGUACACCCGGCCUCCCCAGAUCGCCCAUACAUGCCCGGAACGGCACCAAUCCCUCCUUCUUCCCGGUAGACCUCAUAGACGAUGUGUGUGUGCAGCAGAGGGGCGACAUCCGAACGCACAGCUCCCCCCCGGAGCCGGCCAUGCGGCGGAGGCGUGGAUCUGAUGGCGGCAUCCCGCCCCCGGUGCCCCCCCGCCCCAACCUGCCCGACGAGCCGGCACCCGAUACCCCAAGGAACACGACGGCGCCAGAGAAGCCCGACCACUCCCGCGGCUCCUGGACACCCCUUGUGGCCAAAGUGUGCCUGUGCACCAUGGUAGCCAUGGGAGCCUAUAUCUGCUAUCGAACCUGGCUGCACUGAGUUGAUUGGUUAGCGUGUAGCCACAGUCUGCCUACCCCAGCAUGUGGAACUCAGUAAGGUGCUGAUGGGGGAGGGGAGGGGGGGCACUUUGUUUCUUCUUUUAUUUUUUUGAAAUGCAAAGUUUUUUGGGAGGGGUGGGGGGGGGGGUUUGAGGGGCACCCCCCUCCCCCCAGUUUGACUGCCCCCAUAGACUCUAAUAAGCUCAGGGGCCUCUUGUCAGGUACUGCAUCCCACCAAGGAACCAAAACAUUUUUACAGCGUUUCUCAGAAAAGCCAGCUGUGUGUAAAUGUUCAUAUUAUAUAUAAAAUUCCGUGUAGAAUUAUAUACAUGAUAUGAUGUAUGUAUGUAAUACGAUACAGUAACCAUAACCGCACAGUUUACCGAGACACAUUCUUACAUUCAUGCUUUGAUUUCAGCCUUCUGUUUUUCUGGACUCUUCCUGCUUGGCCAGUUUCCUAUGCAGUUUCCUCGCUGUGUAAACGGGGACUGUGCAGCUCCUGCACUUCUGCAUCAUAGAAUAAAAGUAUGAAAUUACAAUAAGCAACCAAAAAAAAAUAAAAAAUCUCACACAAACAUCACAUAAGCCAAAAGCUAGCAGACUUGUUUCUCCCCUCGGCUUCCUCAGUCUCUGGUUGUAUUGUACCUGGGAGUAGGCUGAGACCUGGGAGUAGGCUGAGACCUGGGAGUAGGCUGAGACCUGGGAGUAGCAGUGGAGUAGGCACCCUCUAUUGGCAGCUUGGGCAGGCUGGGCCUGCUGUAGAGUAGCCCAGAUUUUUUUAUUUUUAUUACUAUUCCUUCUCAUUCUUUUCAUGCACAGCAUCUGGGUGCUUAAAGUUCUCCGUUGAUUGACGUUGCUUCCACAAGGCGCUCUCUCCAUAGGCAGUCGCUGAAGAAGCUCUUGGUUUCCUGUUUUGUCAUUUAAUUUAAUUUUAGUAAAAGAAAUUUUUACGGUGCCCUGUCGUGUCUGCUGUGUCAGGCAGGUUCUCUGACAGUAUUCGUUCCCUCAUACCUAUGCCAAAGCCACUGCCUGCCCCAGCUUCUUGAUGUCGCACUUGCACUUGGACUAUUUAAGUGGCUCCAUCUAGUGGAUGGGCAGGGGAUAGCACCUCCUUUCUCAGGGCAGCCUAUUUAUUUUAUACGUCAAUGCUGUGGGUGGCACUCAAGUCAUGUCAAGGAGUCCUUCAGUUAUAUGGCAUCACUUUGCUUGCUGUUCUUUCUGUUUGCGCUUUAGACGGCAAUAAGAGCGUGUUGCAUCUUUUUCACCAUGCAAAGUACACCCUCCAAUCCAGAUGUCUUGGUGAGGCAGGGCCACGAAAACCAGUGACCAGCAUAGUGACCACAAAUGGUGGGGAGGGGGGGGGGUCAUUAACAAUUAGCUGGCCGAGUAGUCUUUGCUGGCGUCGGUGGUAGUCUCCCGUUAAAUAUAGAAGUUUUAUCCCAUUGGGACUUGGUUCGGUAUCCUAGGAUGGACACUGUUGGCUGACUGGCCUCAGGAGAAGGAUGGUAGGCAUGUCUCUCUUUUCCUCCAAUCAGGUUUUGCCAUGCUGGGUUUUGGGGAGGCGAAUUCUGACUUGGGACAUCCCCAGGGGUUCGUCACCUGUAUCUGUUAAAUUUCCAGUCCUCUGUAUAUAUGCUCAUUGACUUAAAAUAAUAUUUUACCAGUAUUAUCAAUUAUCUUUUUAAAAAAAAAAAUUAAAAUGAAAAAGAAUA
Messenger RNA from Paramormyrops kingsleyae, 3133 nucleotides. It is a transcript of the gene ptpn1, whose product is annotated as protein tyrosine phosphatase non-receptor type 1. The record is from RefSeq and is a predicted model, not a curated record. NCBI's taxonomy places the organism in Eukaryota, Metazoa, Chordata, Actinopteri, Osteoglossiformes, Mormyridae. Gene Ontology annotation, biological process: peptidyl-tyrosine dephosphorylation; negative regulation of ERK1 and ERK2 cascade; negative regulation of PERK-mediated unfolded protein response. Gene Ontology annotation, molecular function: protein kinase binding; non-membrane spanning protein tyrosine phosphatase activity. Gene Ontology annotation, cellular component: endoplasmic reticulum; cytoplasm; early endosome.